This is a messenger RNA of Scomber scombrus (Atlantic mackerel), 835 nucleotides long. Its product is annotated as WD repeat-containing protein 18-like. Gene Ontology annotation, cellular component: nuclear pre-replicative complex. The transcript is spliced from 12 exons. The record is from RefSeq and is a predicted model, not a curated record. Gene Ontology annotation, molecular function: protein binding. The coding region runs from base 5 to 835 and encodes 276 amino acids. Gene Ontology annotation, biological process: DNA-templated DNA replication; rRNA processing. Lineage: Eukaryota; Metazoa; Chordata; Actinopteri; Scombriformes; Scombridae.
CAACAUGGCGGCUCCUCUGCAGGUGAUAGUGAGCAGUGACUCCGGCUCUCAGCUGUGGAACAGCACCGUGUUUGACCCGCACAGUGGGUCCAGUCUGCUGUCCUACCGAGGCGGGAACAGCGCGGCCCGGUCCCUCUGCGUGCUGAACGGAGAGUACAUGCUGUCUGCUCAGCUGGGGAAGAACUUCAUCAACGUGUGGGAGAUCCAGAGGAAGGAUCAGCUGCAGCAGAAGCUGGUGUGUCCAGGUGUGGUCACAUGUCUGACUACAUCACCUGAUGGACUCUUCCUGGCUGCAGGUGUGUCUGAGGCUGUUUACCUGUGGGAGGUGUCCACAGGUAAACUGCUUUCCGUCCUCAGUCGUCACUAUCAGGAUGUCACCUGUCUGAAGUUCACAGACGACAGCAGUCACUUUGUGUCCGGAGCAAAAGAUAACCUGGCUCUGGUGUGGAGUCUGUGCAGUGUGAUCCAGCUGGAUUUGAACCAAACCGCUGAGCCACGUCACAUCCUGUCUCGUCACUCUCUACCAAUCACAGACCUGCACUGUGGCCUCAUGGGAGCUCAGGCCAGAGUCGCCACCGCCUCCUUAGACCAGACUGUCAAGGUAUAUAACACCUGUCCUGUGUUACAGGUAUAUAACACCUGUCCUGUGUUACAGGUAUAUAACACCUGUCCUGUGUUACAGGUAUAUAACAUCUGUCCUGUAUACAGGUAUAUAACACCUGUCCUGGGUUACAGGUAUAUAACACCUGUCCUGGGUUACAGGUAUAUAACACCUGUCCUGUGUUACAGGUAUAUAACACCUGAAGCUGAAAGUUGCUUGAAGAGCUCAGAGUGA